Molecule: messenger RNA, 2897 nt
Organism: Metopolophium dirhodum (rose-grain aphid)
Lineage: Eukaryota; Metazoa; Arthropoda; Insecta; Hemiptera; Aphididae
Exons: 11
Coding region: 1107-2717 (536 amino acids)
Source: RefSeq, a predicted model, not a curated record
UUCGUGCCAUCGUCGCCGUUUCGCUGUUGCCGAGUUUAUUUUUUUUUAGUGUUUUUUGUGUGUUUUCUUUUAAAAAACCGACUCGUCUGCUUCGGUGUCUCAGCCCCAGCAAGUACCUGCUGUCCAUUCUUCUUCGCGGAUGAAAACACACCACCCACAAAAUGGAAACUGGGAAGAGUAGUUAACGUGCAUCCUGGUAAGGACGGGAUCAUAAGAGUAGUAACAAUGCGCCUCGGAUCCGGGGCAGAAAGCAGAAUUGAAGCGUCCUACAGUCAAGUUAUGCCUAUUACCAACCGAAGCGGACUCUAUGUUGGUUGAAACCUCAGGUGUUCGACGGGGGGAGGAUGUCCAAGCCAACGAAUAAAAUAUUCACAAUUAUUAUAUUACCUCGGACCACCACUCCGCCACCGACCGGCAUACACACGACAUAUUAAUUUUAUUGUCUAAUUGAAUUAUUAUAUUAUUAUAUUUACCUGCUGUACUAUAUUAUUGUUAUCUAUUACGUAAAACGGCACGGCCGCCGACGACGAGCCGGUCCAUGUAUAAUUACCACAGCCGCCUAAGUCGGCAGUCCGUUAAUUACCGUUAACGCGAAAGCAGCGCAAAUCGUUCUUUUUAUUAUAUUAUGCGUUGCAGGCGCGAAUCGCCUUGCAAGUUGUAAAUAUCAAAUUAUAUUGUUUCAUAUAUCGUGAUCUGGCUCGAACAGCCGGUUAUUUUAUUAUUGCUUUAGAUAAUAUUAAAUUAAAUUGUUAGCGCCGGUUCUAAUAGCCGUUUGCAUAUUAUUAUUAUUUGUCUAGAUACACCGCGUCGUUAUUUCACAUAAUACUAUUAUGUUAUAAUGUCACGACUCACGAGUGCGAUUUAUUUAUUUAUUUUUUUUUUUGUACUGUUAUAUUAUUAUUAUUUAGCCACAAGCGCUGUAUCUAGCUAUUGCCAUUUAAAUAUUAUUGUCUGGCUCGAAUAGCCAGUUAUUUUAUUAUUGUUAACUCAUUAUUGUUGUGCACUUAUCAUAAAAUUAUUAUACAGGCACAGGUGGUAGCGGCUGGCCAGCAAAGCACCGACAAUCUAUUUAUCGUCCUUUGAAUUUUCCUGCUUUGAAUAUAGUCAUGGACCAAGGACCCUCAACUAGUAUAGCAGGCCAAGAUUUUGGAGGUUUUGUUGAUGAACCCGUGAGCGAAUCUCAGCCUCUACCGAUUACCGGUAACUCAAACGAUGAACAAACAAAUCCGCGACCUGGGUUUACCGCACUGACGCUUGACGACGUCAAUAAAAUGAAGCCGGUCGAGGUUGACGUUGAUAGCAUCGUGUACGGGUUCUCCUCGCUUCAAGCGUAUAAACCCAGCAUGCCAUUCGAUGUGAACAUCACCGGCAACUGUGUUCCAUGCAAAAACAUCAAAUUGCUGCAGGGGAUAUUUGGUGUGUUGCGGAAGACCUAUUCUCACGUCGAGUUUACUCUAGGGGGUGACCCACCCAUUAGGGUAUUGGUUAGCAUCCCGACGGGACUUCGCUCCUCCGAAGUGACCUCGGACACCUCGGAGGACGAGUUUGACGUAGAGGAGGUCGUCCAUUACGAUUACCGAAAGUACUUCCUCGACACAAUUCUGGGCCCAGCUAUCCUCAAGUUGGAUUCAGACUGUCGUAGUAUAAGGAAGGGGUCCGGCAAUCCAUUCACAAGUAAGUGGCACCUCCACCCCGCCGACUGGCCGAAGUUGGCAUUAGAGGUGGAGCGGUUGACCACCGAAGCCGGCACGUUUGGCCUUUUUUUGUUUUAUGUGGCGCUCCAUGGUUUGCAGCUGCCACAGGAUGCUGCCCUUAACAUUAUUGGCCGGUACAUUGACCCUUACCGCGCCACUAUCGUUAUUGUUCAAUGCUAUUUUGCCGUUGAAUUUACGAUGAGGUCGUCGGUGAAGGCCGUGCUAGUGGACCGUCGUGUAGCCCAGGCGUUGCUCAGUGGGGUCAAAUUUUACCCUGGUCUGGGGGUGUACGACUAUGGGUAUUUUACAGCCGAUCGAGUUGGUCUACCCCAUCAACACCUUCUCCCCAUGUGCCGGUACGUGCAGGCUUACAACCCGGCCGUACACAUCCUUCGCCGUGGCCUGAGUGAUACGUCCGUGUUCACGUGGCUGUUGUUGGGCGGUGAUAGUUGUCGGGAAAGCUCAAUGGCUUCCCUACGGCCUAUCGGCAAUUGUGCCGCCCAAUUCAUCGCCGCGUUCAGGGCGUUUCUGCGGGACGCCGUGCGGGGCUCGGGCGUUCGUUUCGAGUGUGUGGUCAGUGGUGACACGUCGUGUGCGGUGUUGUCGCUGAUGGCCACAUACGGAACUCGGAUGUCCGAGUUUUGUCUUACAAAUGGGUUGCUUGUGUGUUCUACCAAGGAUUGGCCUUACCAUGUCAAAUCCUUGAUGUUGGACACACUGAGUCGGCUCGUGGACUUGGUGGAGGAAUUUCAGACGGCCCACUUCCACAAUCGUUUGCUGGCGAGCGUCUUUGACUGCGAGAUGAUGCUCCGGUUCUUUGCGUUUGGUGAGGCACGGGACCUGGACUAUAAUAGAGUGUCUAUUAUAUUCCCAUGUCGCCAAAUAUUCCCGGUGGCAGGAGGAAGAGUCGGCGGGACGACGAUGGUUUCCUCCGGUAUGAUCCCUCACUGGCCGGAGAUUUCAACCGACUAUUGCCGUGUCAGAUUUUCGGUCAUGUACCAGUUGGAUCGUUCGUUAGGGUGAUACUGGCCGAAAUUUUUUCGUCGGUCACCGUCGACUUGUUGUGUUGUACAGCCGAAGACGCAGCAGAAUGGUGGCUGACUACCGCUGCCAGACUGGUGAACGUUGAAUGCGGGAUGAGUGCACCUGCAUCAUCCGCUACGGCGUUCACCAUAAAGCGGCUGGUAAUCGAGUACGGUAAAC